AUGCCGUUACCAUCAUCAUUUGCCCUCUGUCCUCCCGGGCUGGAAUAUUUAUCCCACCUUGAUUGGUUGUUAAUCCACCAGAAAUAUGAAAUCCUGGAAAUCCUCACGACUUUCGAAACAGCCAACAAGUACGAAGUGAGAAACAGGCUGGGGGAAAUGGUGUAUUUCGCCACCGAAGAGAACAACUGCCUCGUGAGGAAUUGCCUUGGGACCUUGAGGCCUUUCACCAUGGUGAUCUCCAACCACGUGGGGCAACAGGUCAUCCAACUCGCGCGCCCUUUCCGUUGCGACGGCUGCUGCUGCCCGUGCUGCCUGCAAGAAUUGGAAGUCCAGGCCCCACCGGGCUUACCCAUCGGCUACAUCCAGCAGCUGUGGCACCCCUUCCUGCCCAAAUUUGUCCUCCAAAACGAAGCCCACCAAGAUGUCCUGAAAAUCAUUGGACCUUGCAUUACGUCCACCUGCUUUGGCAAUGUGGUAUUUGAGGUGAAGUCGCUGGAUGAACAGACCAGAGUUGGGGAGAUUUCUAAGCAAUGGGGAGGUGUCCUCCAGGAGUUCUUCACGGAUGUGGAUUUUCUUGGAAUCUCCUUCCCUCUUGAUCUUGACGUUAAAAUGAAAGCAGUGAUGCUCGCGGCUGGUUUCCUCCUUGAUUUCAUUUACUUUGAAGGAGGGGGGGGGAGGGGGAGGAAGAUGUUGUGUUUGGUUUUAAAAGCUGACUGUCCCUGCACUAUAAAACCUUUAGAGAAAGUCCUUGUGCUUUUCUAG
Thamnophis elegans (Western terrestrial garter snake) is the source of this 762-nucleotide messenger RNA. Its product is annotated as phospholipid scramblase 1-like. Gene Ontology annotation, biological process: plasma membrane phospholipid scrambling. Lineage: Eukaryota; Metazoa; Chordata; Lepidosauria; Squamata; Natricidae. Gene Ontology annotation, cellular component: plasma membrane. The record is from RefSeq and is a predicted model, not a curated record. Bases 1 to 762 code for a protein of 253 amino acids. Gene Ontology annotation, molecular function: phospholipid scramblase activity. The transcript has a single exon.